CAAGUUCUCACUCGCCCUGUACUCCAUACUCUCUACUAGGCACUAGCUAUAUAUAAAUUUAAAAACAAAAAAACACCAAUUUUUUUUAUUUCCAAAUUUGUUAUCAAUUUCUUCAUGUUUUCUUUGCUUCCAAACAGCACACAUUCCACGUACGAACAUAAUUUUCUCGCCAACUUUCUCCUGGAAAAAAAAAUUUCUUAUGCAAAAAUGCAGUUUGUCCUCUCUUGACUCAAAUUUUCGUAUCUGUUUUUGUUUUCAUCGUAUAGGAUUAGAAAUUAUACAAACUUGUAAGUGUGGAUAACACUAUAACUGCGUUCUUUUGGUAUAAUUUCAAAAUUUUGACAUAGGACUAUUGACUCGUACACUUUUUUUCUUUUAGAGAUGAAGAUGAUAUCGGAAAAUGAAGAUCAAUGUUUAGUGCUACGAUCAAAAUCGGAGGAUACAACUCGUGAUUUUCACGAGGAUACAACUCGUGAUUUUCACAAAAAAUCAAAACGUUCAUAUUCUAGGGAAUUUCUCUUUUCCUUUGCUAAACUUGAUACAUGUAAAAAGUUACCUACUGGAUUUGACAGUUCAAUACUAAGAGAACUUGAUGAUCAAUCAACUAGUGUGUUGCACUCGUAUCAUGAUUCAGAUGCUAGCAGAUUUCAAAGCAGUCUAUCUCAUUGUUCAAGGCGAAAUCCUGAGCAAGGAAUUUUGGGAAGUGGUGCUAGAGUUCAUAGAGAUAUAGCAGAGACUAUUAUUCCAGUAGUUCAAGGCAGUGGCUUCCACCUACUCAACAGGAGUAGUGAACCUUAUCGGCCUCCACAUCUAUGCAAGGCAAAAUAUUAUUCAGAAAGAGAAAGUAAGGACCAUUACAAUGAUGAAACAUUUGGUUCCCCUGAUAAUCUGAGUCAAGACAGAGCAGAGGAGGAAAAAAUAAGAAGAGAUUCAUUUGAAUUGAUGAGGAAGGAACAAGAAAUGGUUACUCAAGAAAAGCAAAAGUUCAUCUGUGAUGAUUAUACAGAGAAUUUGAAACCAUAUAUUGCUAUAGUCUUGGAGGAUUCUGAAGGUGAUUUUGAGUCCAAGGGAUCUGAGUCUCGUGAUGUUAAAGAAGGUCACUCUGAGAACCCUUUGGUCUGUUCCUCUGACUUAACUCAUCUGCUUGCCGAAGGAGAUUAUGGGUGA
This is a messenger RNA of Gossypium arboreum, 1167 nucleotides long. RefSeq lists its product as uncharacterized. Lineage: Eukaryota; Viridiplantae; Streptophyta; Magnoliopsida; Malvales; Malvaceae. The transcript is spliced from 8 exons. The coding region runs from base 382 to 1167 and encodes 261 amino acids. The record is from RefSeq and is a predicted model, not a curated record.